Diaporthe amygdali is the source of this 609-nucleotide messenger RNA. Its product is annotated as 40S ribosomal protein S8-B. Bases 1 to 609 code for a protein of 202 amino acids. The transcript is spliced from 2 exons. NCBI's taxonomy places the organism in Eukaryota, Fungi, Ascomycota, Sordariomycetes, Diaporthales, Diaporthaceae. Gene Ontology annotation, biological process: translation; maturation of SSU-rRNA from tricistronic rRNA transcript (SSU-rRNA, 5.8S rRNA, LSU-rRNA). Gene Ontology annotation, cellular component: cytosolic small ribosomal subunit; ribosome. Gene Ontology annotation, molecular function: structural constituent of ribosome. The record is from RefSeq and is a predicted model, not a curated record.
AUGGGUAUCUCACGAGACUCUCGCCACAAGCGCUCCGCCUCCGGUGCCAAGCGUGCCUACUACAGGAAGAAGCGCGCUUUCGAGCUUGGCCGCCAGCCAGCGCAGACCCGUAUCGGCGCCAAGCGCAUCCACACCGUCCGCACCCGCGGCGGCAACCACAAGUACCGUGCCCUGCGUCUGGACUCUGGUAACUUCGCGUGGGCCUCGGAGGGCACCACCCGCAAGACCCGUGUCAUCGCCGUCGCGUACCAUCCGUCCAACAACGAGCUCGUCCGUACCAACACCCUCACCAAGUCCGCCGUCGUCCAGAUCGACGCCGCCCCCUUCCGUCAGUGGUACGAGGCCCACUACGGCCAGCCCCUCGGCCGUAGGCGCCAGGCCAAGCAGGGCAAGGAGGAGGAGCCCGUGAAGAAGUCCAAGUCCAUCGAGAAGAAGCAGGCCGCCCGCCUCGCUGCCCACGGCAAGGUCGAGGCCGCCAUCGAGAAGCAGUUCGAGGCCGGUCGUCUGUACGCCGUCAUCGCCAGCCGUCCCGGCCAGUCCGGCCGCGCUGACGGUUACAUCCUGGAGGGUGAGGAGCUCGCCUUCUACCAGCGCAAGCUCCACAAGUAG